UCGGGCGUAAAUAAAUCCGACUCGCCAAGGCGGAGGAGUCCCCGCGGCGCGACUUAGGGGACACGGAGGUCUCCGAGGGCGCAUGGGCGUUCGGGGACGUUGAAGGGUGCCUGGUUCUCCGGAGGGCCCCCCGGGGUCGAGGAUCCCCCGGAGAGUCUCCGGACUCAGGGCAAGUCCCAGGGGAUGCAGUGCAGGCAAAUCUCCUGUAAAGCUUGUGCUGGCGAGACUGCUGUGGAAAAGUGGGAGAACUGUCCCUGCCACCUCCAUGCUGGUGGGGCUGUGGAUAAGUACCUUCUGAGGCUAUGGAGAUGGAGACCAGAGGCUGGAGGAUUCUCUUACUUCUGCUGGUGACCUUAGUCAUGGUGGUCAAGCUGGAUCCCUUCCAGAGGUGGGGAGGCUUCCAGGAGAAGUCCAUGAGCAUGAAAAAUAUGAACGCAACACUCCACUUCUUCAUCCAGUCCUUCAACAAUGCCAGUAACGAUACCUACUUGUUUCAAGUUCAGAAGCUAAUUCAAAGUCAGAUGCAGCUGACCACAGGAGUAGAGUAUUUGGUCACUGUGAAGAUUGGCCGGACCAAAUGUAAGAAAAGCGAGGAAAGAAAAGCUUCCUGUCCCCUGCAAAAAAACAAGCUGAAAAAGACCCUGAUUUGCAUGUUUUUGAUAUAUACGGUGCCCUGGGUGAACUAUUACCAGCUCUGGAACAAUUCCUGUCAGGAUGGCUGAGUGUUCAAAGACCUAUGAUGACACCCAGAUAACUGCGUUGUGCACAUUUUUUUUAAGUUCUAAAAGGCCGUAUGCACCCCCCUCCUCCAUGGAGGGUCUGUCUACAUACACAAGCACACAUACAGAAACACACACAUGCUUAUUUGUCCUUACAACCCUGACUCUCACCAACACUCAUGCUAGCAGCACCUCCACACACAUGGAUACUUCAUACUCACACAGAAACGCACUUGAACAAACACACUCCUGGCCUCACACACAUGAACUCACACCACUCAAACACACAUGCAGAUAUUUCCAUAACACCUCCCAUGUCUUCCCGCACUCCUAUCUUCAUGUACACACCUCACAGAUCUCAUAGAUAUUUGGUGGUCAUCAGGGCUGGUGCAAUUUGAGAGGAUGCUGACAUCUUUGGGGAGCUUCACAGUUCUUUCUACUUCAGGCCCAUGCUUCAACUUUUUCUGGGCUCAAACACAGCCCUCAUCACUUGCCUGAGUAUGAGGAACUCUAUACGCUACUUGGACACACAACACUGUGAUUCACAUUUCACAGCAGUGCAUGUCUGAAGUCUUCACAACCCCUGUGUGUAUUCAGUACAAUUGUACCAAGGCUGUGACUUACUAUGGCCAAAGGACAUGCAGCAGCAUCAGCAGGAGGAGGUAUAGGAUAGUAGCCCAGGAGAAGACAGGCAGAAACUCCCAGAAUCCCAGUGCAGCCCACACAGGGUGCACCUGAUUUCCAGUAGCGAACUGUGAUGGCACCUGUGACACACUGUCUGCCAGGGACCAGGGUUCAGCAUCAGAGACUCAGUGCUCAGGGUGUUGCUUGAGGCUGUUCCCAUAGGCACCUCUGCUUGGCAUGUGCCAAAUUCCAGAUUCUAGAAGGAGAGAGGUACUGGACAUAGACCUUAUUUGUGUGCAUAGUAUAGGCAUAUGGAAGUCCAUAGGUGGAAUUCCAACAUCAGUAUGGGGAAUAAUUACCCUCUAGGCCCUCAGACUCCAUGCAAGACACAGUUAGCCUGCAUUCUUACUUCCCUAUGGUGAUCUCUUCAGGCAUGGACAUGGUGGCUCACCCUUGUAAUCUUAGCCUUCAGGAAAUGGGGUAUUGCUGUGAGUCUGAGACCAGCCUGGGCUAUAGAGUGAG
Nannospalax galili (Upper Galilee mountains blind mole rat) is the source of this 1865-nucleotide messenger RNA. It is a transcript of the gene Cstl1, whose product is annotated as cystatin like 1. The record is from RefSeq and is a predicted model, not a curated record. Bases 303 to 722 code for a protein of 139 amino acids. NCBI's taxonomy places the organism in Eukaryota, Metazoa, Chordata, Mammalia, Rodentia, Spalacidae. Gene Ontology annotation, molecular function: cysteine-type endopeptidase inhibitor activity. The transcript has 4 exons.